This is a messenger RNA of Fusarium graminearum PH-1, 627 nucleotides long. RefSeq lists its product as uncharacterized. NCBI's taxonomy places the organism in Eukaryota, Fungi, Ascomycota, Sordariomycetes, Hypocreales, Nectriaceae. The record is from RefSeq and is a predicted model, not a curated record. The transcript has 4 exons. Bases 1 to 627 code for a protein of 208 amino acids.
AUGGUUGCUUCUUCUUCUUCUUUCUGGGGCUUGGUAGCCUAUGCUUCGUUUGCUUAUGCUGGUCUUUGUAAACCGUCGGGUGAUGUCUGUUCUGAGAUCAGAAGCCUCCUUGGCGAUGAAGCAGUUCCUCUCUGCUCAUCUUACCUCCAGGCAACUCCCGCAACUGUCACAGUCACAAGCACCACUACCCGAACAAGCUUCCAAACCAUUGCUGCUCCGCCCGAGACCAUCUCAACUUCGGUGGAAGAGACCACCACUGUUUCCCUGACCACGACCAGGACUGUGUAUCCCCCAAACCCCGUUGUAACUGAUACCACGAUUAUCAGCGUGUCUACCGUCUAUCUCUACCGACCCAAACAAAAUCGCAGGGCUAUUCCCGAAACGGUGCUUGCUAGUCUCGAGAGCAAGUACUCCAAGGCUGCAGUGACUGCAGGCUGCAACUGCGUAUACGAUCCUACCACGGAAACUGUCACCCAGACAACUGAUGUUACAACCGAGGUGACUUCCCAAGCUACCAUCGGCCCCCUUACCACGGUAGUAGUAACGGAGAUCAAAUACAUCCCUAUCACAAAGGCUACUGAAGUAGUGGACCAUUUAUCACCCAUCACGUGGGUUUUACAUCCGUAA